CACAGUGCUGAGGCCUGGGGCAGACAUGCUGGGGAUGCUGUGCUUCGUGGGUCUGCUGGCCUUGUUCGUGUCCUGCGUGGCCCCUCCGGUGCGUCCUGUUCCGGGCACCCCGCUGUCAGACAGAGAGUACCGGUUCUUCUUCGCCCACCUGCAGCCCCCCUGGAAGGCGGAGGUGUCCUGCCAGCUGCGCCAGGCACACGGCUGCCUCAGCCCCCUCAUCCUGCAGCUGGACCAGGAGGAGAACCAUGGCCGUGUCCCCAACGGGCCAGUCUGCUCUGAUGUCCGGGAAUCACCGUGGUUUCAGACCUUCUGCCACUUCGCGCAGUACCGCUGCUCCACGCGCCAGUUCUACAUCAAGCGAAUCCCAUGCCUGAAUUUGUUUCCAAAAAGCCUUCUCUCGACAGAGCAAAACCCCACAGUGGGCUCCUGGACAAGGGACAAAAGCUCUCCUGCAGAAGAAGCUCCAGGGCCGGCUUCCUUGCCUGCUGGCAACCUGCUUCGCACCAGCGUGGACACUCUCCUGAAGCACUCCUAUGCGCUCUCAAACCAGAAACCAGCUCCGACGAACCUUGCCCUGAGCACAACAAAGCUGCCGAGAACCGAGCAAGGCAGCGAGCUGCCUGUGCCCCCAGUGCCCCUGCCAGUCCCACCUACCCCUGCCCCAGUGCCUCCCUGGCUGGGAUCCCCUCAGCAGUCAGCGCAAGCCUGGGAGUACCUGCAGAAGGGCAUCUGGCAGCUGAUCCACAUGGCCCUCGAUUUGGAGAGGUCUCAGGCGGGCAGGAAGGGGUUUUCUCCGAGCUCCAGCACCCAGCCAGCCUCACAGAGCACAACAGGCAGCCCUAAGGAGGAGGUGCAGGAAGCGGCAUCCCGUGGCAGCCUUUUAGCCCUGAAGACGGAUGAGGCAGUGAUGCUCCUGUGCUAUGCAGUGCUGGAGGGAAACUGUCUCUCGUCAGUGGUCACUCAGGCUUGGAAGGAGAUGGAAGACAGAGUCCUUGGGUUCGGAGAUUCGGUGUGUGACAGCCUCGGGCGGCAUCACACGGACCUGUGUCCUGACUGCGCUUUCUGCUCGCUGAAGAGGGAGCAAUGUCAAAACAUCCAUACCCUGGACCGUGUUCACUGUGAGACGGGCAGCUUCUCCCCUUACAUCAACCCUCAGAUCUCAGCCCAGCACCAGGCUGCAAGCAACAAGACCAGCUUCCCAGAGACCUCGGAGAACUAUGGCACGGAGGCUUUCAGAGGGCUGAGGGCAGAGUACUGGUGCAGCCGGAUGGCCACUCAUGGCUGUAAGGACCCUCGUGUGGCCCUCUGGCUGAAGGCGGAGUACAGUGCCUUCAAAGAUGGAGAUGUCCCAAACCAGAUCUGUGACUCAGAUGGAAUUCAGCACCCUAGCUACUGCGGGUUCAAAAGCUACCAGUGUCUCCAGCAGAUCCUCAAAAACCAGAGGGUGUUUCACCGCAGCUGCGACAGGAACAAGACGUACCGGGUGCUGAGUGAGAAGGAGGGAGAGGAGGAAGUGGAGCAGUGGCACCAGAGGUUCCUCAACCUCUCCAAGGGGUGAUGCACGGUAGCAGCGACGUAUGCAUGGAGCACAGGGCUCCAUCAGGCUCUUUGGGGCUGUGGUGGGACGUAGUCACCUGCAUAGACUUGAACAGCUCUUCCCCGACCCCUUGCUGGUUAUGGCAGCUCAUCAUGGCCAGAUCUCACCCUCCAAGCAUCUGCUCUACACCAGUGGCAGCAGCACACUAUGAGGGGAGCCUCACUCAACAGCAUGUCACUGCUGGAACCC
Molecule: messenger RNA, 1786 nt
Organism: Neopsephotus bourkii (Bourke's parrot)
Lineage: Eukaryota; Metazoa; Chordata; Aves; Psittaciformes; Psittacidae
Gene: ACRBP
Product: acrosin binding protein
Exons: 10
Coding region: 26-1558 (510 amino acids)
Cellular component (GO): acrosomal vesicle; nucleus
Molecular function (GO): protein binding
Source: RefSeq, a predicted model, not a curated record